UUGCAGUAGUUGGAUCAAAGUUUGUCUUAUUAAAAUAAAAUAUAGAUUUUGCCCCAAAACUACGAAUAAGGGCCAUAUUACCCCUUUAAUUCAAUAAAAUAUCAGUUACAGAACAUAAAAAAGUUAAUUUUAGACAGUUUAUCACGUUGAUUCCACACCUGCAUAGCAGGAUGCCUGAGGGCGUCCGUCGGUUCUAGAAGGUUAAGAAAACUAUCAAUUAAAAAUUUUCAUUUGCUGAAAACUAAUAAUUUAAAAUGUAACAAAUUACCUAUUUUUUAUUGAACUAAUGUUUCACUUUUUAUAUUGUAGAAAUUUUUAUUCUUAAAAAUGUGUUACAUAGAAUCCAAAACUGAGCAAUGUUUUAGUUUGAUUUUUUUUUUUUUAGCAUGUCCCCGCCCCUUUUGGGGGCUGAACACCCGCCCCCUAAAAUCUCCGUGUACGGCCCUGCUCCUGGCCAUUCACAGCUUCAGUGGGCGGAGUCAGCGGAGCCGGAUCGGGGGUCAUAACAACAUGAGUGUCCCCGGCGGCGAAACAUUCCCCCGCUUCGGUCUCCCGAGUGUGUCCGUGCUCCGAUGGAGGCUGGAGGCCGCCCGCGCUCUCUGCUGUGACCGCCCGCCUGUCCUCUCGGUUCGGGCCGAGGAUGGAUGGGAAGCCGCCUGCAGCCGUGCUGUCCCCGGCUCUCCUCCUGUCAGCGGUGUGUCUGUGCGCGGCGGCAGCAGACGUCCUGCAGCCGUACGACCUGCUGUACGACCACGCCGUGCGCGCCUUCUACGACAGCGACUAUGAGGAAACGGCGCGCGCCAUGGAGGGAGCGCUGCGCAGUCACGCGCAGCUGCGCCGCACCAAAGUCCGCUGCCGGCCGAAGUGUCAGGACCAGCAUCCGUUCGACGGGACCUUCUCGGACCUGCGCUUCUUCGACGUGGUGCUGCGGAGGUCCGCGUGUUUGGUCAAAUGCAUGGAGGACAAACUGGGAGCGCAGUCUCGGCAUAAGGUCAGCGAGGAUGUGGUGCAGGACUUCAACAGGAGGAUCCCCUACAACUAUCUGCAGCUGGCCUAUCAGAAGCUGAAGCAGCCAGAAAAAGCAGCAGCAGCAGCCCAUACCUAUUUCCAAGCUAACCCGGAACAUGUGGAGAUGGGUCAGAACCUGGAGCAGUACAAAGUCCUGGAGGGGGUCAGGGAGCAACACUUUGUGGACCGAGAAGUGCGGCCUCACCAGCGCUGCUUCACGGAUGCGGUGAAGUUCUACGACAAAGAGGAUUAUGAAGGAGCCAUUUCCCUGUUCGAGGAAGCGCUGGUGGAAUACUUCCAAGCAGAUGUGGCUUGUCGGGCUUUGUGCCAAGGUCCGCAGAAGUUUGAGGACCACGAUCACCUCCGUUACCGUUACAGCCUGCUGGAAGUUGUAUCAGAUCACUUCACUCAGGUGCUCCACUGUGAACACGAAUGCGUUCGGGACCUCGCCACCCGACCCGGCCGCCUCUCACCCAUGGAGAACUACCUUCCUCUGCACUACGACUACCUCCAGUUUGCAUACUUCAAAGUGGACAGGCUGGAGGACGCGCUGCAGUGCGCUCUGACCUACCUUUUGUUCCACGACGGAGAGGAGUUCAUGACGGAAAACGUUGAUUUCUACAGGGAGGUGCUCGGACAUGAUGGCGAGCCACGAGAGGACGCAGCGCGGUAUCUGAGACGACACAAACAGGAGCUGGAGCUGCUGCUGAUGGGCAGCCAAAUAAUGGGUGCAGAAUUCACUGAAGGGAAUUACUGGAGUAGUACAGGUGGAAGAAAUGACCUAAACAGGAUCCCCUCCAGCACUGACGGCGGGAUGGAGUUCGUUCCCAUCUCGGGGAAGAAAAUCGCCGCUCCACAGCAGCUGAAAGAAGGCGGCCCUUUGAUAUAUGAGGGCGUGCAGCUCGUGCAGAACUCGGGGGACUUGAACGGGACUCAGCGGGCUCUGUUUGAUCACAUUAUGUCUGAGCAGGACUGUGAGGAGCUCAGAAACCUGGCUCAGGCUGUCACCAUGGCUGGAGAUGGUUACAGAGGAAGGACUUCCCCCCACACGCCCAAUGAGAAGUUUGAGGGAGCAACUGUGCUUAAAACUUUACAGUAUGGCUACGAAGGCAGAGUUCCCAUGAAGAGCGCUCGCCUCUUUUACAACGUCAGUGAACGAGCACGACGAAUCGUAGAGUCCUACUUCAUGCUUAACUCCACCCUGCACUUCUCCUACACACACCUGGUGUGUCGGACAGCCAUCACAGGACAGCAAGAUCACAGAAAUGACCUGAGCCAUCCCAUCCAUGCAGACAACUGUCUGCUGGACCCUGAUGCCCACGAGUGCUGGAAGGAACCGCCAGCAUACACCUACAGGGACUACAGUGCACUGUUAUACCUAAAUGGAGAUUUUGAUGGAGGAGAGUUCAUCUUCACGGAAAUAGAUGCCAAAACAGUCACGGCGUCAGUGAAGCCCAAAUGUGGUAGAAUGGUGAGUUUCUCGUCAGGAGGGGAGAAUCCACACGGAGUGAAGGCCGUCACCAGUGGACAGAGGUGUGCCAUCGCUUUGUGGUUCACGCUGGACCCACUCUUCAGAGAACUGGAGAGACUUCAGGCCGAUGAGGUGAUCCAGGCUUUGGACACGCAGUCCGUGUGGAGUCAAAGCUUCAGCGUCAACCCAAAAGAUGAGCUUUAGAAGCAGAAAAGGCACAGUUUUCAGUCAAAUCCCUCCAAUAUUUUAAUUAUUUAUUGAGUGAGCUUUGAAAAAAGAACAUUACUAUUUUUGUAUUGUUUGAAAAGCUGGUCAGCGAUGUUGCCUAUUUGAUAUUUAGACUUUUUUUCUUGUAUUCAGUUGCCUCAUAAAGAUUAACGCUGUCAUUCUUAAUGUUUACAUUUCAUUUCUUUGGCUUGUGAUUUUAUUUUUUUUACAAUGAUCGAAUUCUUCAGAAACACUCUCAAUACCAAACUAAACUUCUUUUUUGGAGGUCAGAAAACCUAAAAUCCUCUUGAUACAUGGGACUGUUUUGUUGCCAUAACUUACAUCAAUGUUUUCCUGAUUUUACAUUUUGUGCCAGUAAGAAUAUCUGUCAAAAAAUGGAGCACUGUGUUGUUUCUUUUGUUUUAUUUUAGGGUUUUAGAUUUGAAAAAAGCACUCGUUUAAAUACCUUAGGGAGAAAAUCUUAUUUUAAGGUGAAUUUAUUGUUUGUUGUUUUUUCUCAUGAAAUUAUAAAUGUUUUCCUUUACUCAUGUCCACUGUGAAUGUGUGUUUAUAACCUGAUCUUAUUUAAGUGUUUUAAUGAUAGUGCCUUUCUAUUUUUUCUUUCUAAAAAAGAUGCCAGUCGUUCCUGUUUCAAGGAACACGUAUUUGUACGGGCUUUCUUCUGUUUUGUUUGUGUUUUGAUGCGGAUGAUAAGCAAAGUCGUGCACUGUAAAUCUCAUGGAUGCAUAAAGAAGUUACUUUGUUUUUCUGAAAGAAAAAAACGCUAACCAGAAAAAAAAAAUGAAAACAAAUUUUAGGUUGGCUACUAAUGUGUUUUUAAUAUUAAAUAAUGAAUGUUGUUGGUCGUUAAAUGUAUGUGUGCAGCCUGAAAAGUUUUGCAGAAUAAAGUCUAAUUUCAAUUUAAA
This is a messenger RNA of Oryzias melastigma (Indian medaka), 3612 nucleotides long. RefSeq names its product prolyl 3-hydroxylase 2 (gene p3h2). The record is from RefSeq and is a predicted model, not a curated record. NCBI's taxonomy places the organism in Eukaryota, Metazoa, Chordata, Actinopteri, Beloniformes, Adrianichthyidae. Gene Ontology annotation, biological process: collagen metabolic process. Gene Ontology annotation, molecular function: protein binding; iron ion binding; procollagen-proline 3-dioxygenase activity. Gene Ontology annotation, cellular component: endoplasmic reticulum. Bases 641 to 2683 code for a protein of 680 amino acids. The transcript is spliced from 15 exons.